AUGUCUUUGACGACUAGUAGUAUCUCGCUAUUGACCCUUCUGUGGAGUUGUCUUGUCGUAGCAGACCUUUCUCAAGGAAUGCUUUUUCCCAGGGAGACAGAAACGCGACAGGUUAAAUCUUUGGACGGGAUGUGGGAUUUUAGAGCGGAUAUUUCCUUUGUCGGGUUUGAAGAGAUGUGGUACUCGUUACCCUUGGCAGAGGUAAACGUUCUUCAUUGAUGGAUUGCACUAUGCUGAUUUCACCCUUAUUUCAAACCUCGCUGACGCUCUCCCAGCGAAAAAGAUGGGGUUGCCUUAUUGGCUUUAGAGCUUGGAAAAGACCUUGAACUUGUUUGAAUACUAGUGCACUUCAAAAAUGUUUACAUUGUAGUCCACGAUAUAGCGAAUUCAAAUUGACAAGAAAGUAUGAAGCUGGAUUUUAUUUGUAGGUGCACGUGCGUUUGUGGAAGAAAGUGUUAGGAUUAAGGUUAGGAUUCCCGUUAAAGGACGUUUAAUCACAGGUGCGCACUUGUAAAUCAAUCCCCGCAAUAAGAUGGUAACAUGCUGAAAGCCCUAAAAGCACUAUAGGAAGGCAGGGAAUGGAUAACUAAUCUAGUGAACGUUUUAAUCGGAUUUUAGGCAUUAAAAGUUAUAGAAUUGCAUCAUCCCCCUUAAGUUUUGCCUUGAGACGGUGAAUGACAUGUUUCCGCCCGGUAAUAUAGCCAAAUGUUAUGAAAAUGUGUCUGCUUACAUUAUUGCUUCGGAACGAGGAGGUCUAAAAAGCCCUCAAUGUGUUCAGAAAGGUAGUGAUCCGCAGCUUAUAUCAUGAAAUAAAGACCGCGCGCAUUUCUUAGCUUGGACUUCUGCAGGCACCACAACUGAAGGACCUGAAGAACACUCGGGUCAUUGUGAGCAACUAGCCACUACCUGUGCGCACAUGCGCAAUCGCCCCUUCUUUGCAUGACUGUCAUCGGCAACCGUCAGUGCUAUCCACGGGAAUUUGACAUUUUGUUUUGUUUUGUUUGUUUGUUUUCUGUGAAAAAUCAGUCCUUAAAGGAACCUUCAAUACUCCAUGAUAAACAUUCAGCUUCUAGGCGACUGAAAAUGAGAUGAUGUCAAGUCGAUUUUCAAGUUCCAGUGUCAUAACAGGCACACGGGACUUGAAAAAUCGGCCCUACUAAUUUUAGGUUUGUGAUGUUCCUCGACGCAAUUAAGCUUCCUUUAAUUUCUUUAUGGAUUAUUUCAGAGAGGGGAAGUCUUGUCGAUGCCAGUUCCCUCAAGUUACAAUGACAUAACCGAAGAGCGAUGGCUCAGGGACUUCAUUGGCUGGGUCUGGUACGAAAAGGUGUUUUAUGUGCCACCGUCCUGGAUAACCACCCCCAAAAAAGUGAUUUUGCGGUUUGAAAGCGUGUUUUACCAUUGUAAAGUGGUAAGUUAAGGGUGUUAGGGAACCCUUUGUGGUUCCUUUUAAGUAAAAGGGCCAGGCCCGAAUGAUUAAUUAACAAAACGGUAAAGCAAAGUAGAUCAAAGUAGAAAAAGUACGGCUUGACCGUAUAGUAUGAGUUUUUCUAUUUUGCAAACUUUCCUUUAGAUGGAGAACUUCAGAACUUCUUUAUUAAGGAUAAAAACAUAAAAAGUUCUUCAUGUCACAAUUGCAAGUGUGGGACUAAUUAAGAGCAUCCGAGUUUCAGAUCGCGACUGGAUUCGAAUCCCUAAUGGCUAAUGAGCCAGACAUCAUCUGGGCGCUCUGAUGUCUGAGCUAAGACACCAUGGACGGCUAAGUCGUGCACCAGAAACAAAUCACGAAACAUAUCACAUAACACGAGUCCUGUACACUGCUGGGUCCUUGUCCCCAGUACCUAUAGUCAAAACGUGUUGCAACAGCAACACAAGGACAUCGUGCAAGUAAGACAGGUGCCUCCCUCUUUCCUAAAAAGAAGAACCACCUCGGUAAGAGUAAAAAGGUCCCUGUCACCAGAACAUUUAUACUAUGUUUCCCACCCUGAACACCUGUAGUACUGCAGUGAAGGUAGCAGCUUAUAUUAAUAUCUUUUCAGUGGUUAAACAACAGAGAGAUAUUAGAGCACGAGGGAGGAGAUUUGCCAUUUGAGGUUGAUAUUACCAAAGAAGUGCGGGCCAUUAAAAGUCUUCAUAGAAACUCUUAUCGACUGACAGUAGCCGUGAAUAAUACUUUGCUAUUUUCCAUGCCGCCAAGAAAGUUUGGGAGCGAAACCAGCAGGUAAAUAAACUAUAUAGGAAUGUACAAUGUACCAAUACGUUCUAAUCGUGCAAUGAGAACAAACUAUUAUAAAAUUUCAUGCAGGUGACCGUUCAGGCCUCAGAGAUAUUUCCAUGAUCUACAGUGUUGUAAUUCUUACAAUAGCUGCAUACCCGUCUGAGGGAGCCCAUAGGCGACCGGAAUUCAAACUCCUUAAAAGAGUGUGUCGCGCUGCGCUAGAAACCUCGAAUAUCCCUUAUUUACUUUUGAAUUCGUCAAAGUCGUUUUUCGGAGAAGGGAAGGCGUGAAUAGUAUUUAGUGAGUAGUAUUAAGGAGUCUGUUUAUAAACAUUUGACUGUAAAUUCGUCAGGUCAUCUUACUGCGACUCAUCUAAUGAAUACAUCAUAGAUGUGGAUUUCGCAGGAAUCCAUGGUUCGGUAAAGCUAUACACUACCCCGGAAGUAUACAUAUCUGACAUCACUUACACAACUAACCAUGAUUACAACAAGGCUUCCAUAAAAUUCAUAACAAAAGUUGACGUAGACGAGCACAUGAAACAGAAUCAGAUCAUUAUGAAUUACGAGUUACUGGACAGACAGGGGAGAGUGGCAGCUUCUGUUGGAGGCAAAAAGAUUUUCAGAGGGGAGAUGACAGUGGAUAACCCUACCCUUUGGUGGCCGAUUGGUAUGAGCGACACACCAGGUUAUCUUUAUACAUUAAAGGUAAAGUAAAUACGAAGAGAAUUUUCAACUUCCGCUUUUCGUUUCAACAAAGUUGCAAAGAUUCACUUUUAUAACUAAAGAGAAAAUCAAUAGUCAUUUUUAAUUACCUACACAAUUUAAGUAGCUUUCUUAUUUGAAAAAUGAUCAGAGAGAAAAUGUGUUAGGGUAAGUUUUUGUUCAGUCUGCUUCAUUGUAUGCGUUUCUCUUCGUAAUCAUUAAUAUUUAUUCAGUUUAUUCUAUUUAAUUAGGUGUUGGACAUUUUAACUUUAUUCAGCGAUAUAUAUAAAUAAGUCUGUUUUUGGGUCGGUUCGGAAAUCAAAAGUUCCACCAUAUCUCAAAUAUCUUUUGUUAAGGGACAAAGGAUGGUGUUUACAAGCUAUCAGACCAGCUGGACACACUUUAGAUUCUACUAGCAAACCUUUGCUGGUCAGUUAAGGCCUUGGCUAAAUGAUUUUUGCACCGUCCUCUUCGGUGUUGGAAUCAAUCAAAAAAUAGAAGUUGAACGCACGAUUAAUAGUAGGAAACAUCACAAGUGUAGUUUCAGUCUUUCACAAUUAAGGUUUAACUGAGGUUAAGAAACACCCCUUCAAGCUUAUUUAAGAAACACAGAAACAAGAGCAAAAGAUAGAAAUAGGUAGAUGUAUUCAGCUGUGGAAUAGGAAAACAAGCGUUUCCUGUAAACGAAGUUCGUUAACUUAAACCUGGAGUUGGUUCUCACUUUCGCUUCCAAACUUGAAUCAUAACCAGAUUUCCUUAUCUCAUUAAAAUCUAACCUAAGGCCACGCGUCCUAACACCUUUCGAGUUCUUUGUUCUCAGUUGACCAGUUUUAGUCAAAUUUCACUUACUUUUCUGACCUCAAACUAGAAUUUCUUUCGACACAAUCUUAGGAAAAUUUAGUUUCUUUCAAACUAUCGUUUUGGUUCCCUGUAAAGGAAUUUGGGUAUGGAGAUACAGUGAAACCUGUACUAAGCGGACGCUCUCUAUUAUCCGGACAGUAGCCGAGGUCCCCCAAUUUUUUUCCCUUAUUUACUCUAAAUGAAACCUUUAUUAAGCGCACACCUCUAUUAAGCGGACGCGGACACCUAAAAAAAACCUGAAAUGGCCAUUUCUAUUGUUGCCAACCUGUAUUAAACGGACACUUGUAAUUAAAUUCUACCACCCAACAUGCCAGACACCGGAAAUGCGACAGAUUGCCACCCACAAAUUUUUCGAUUUUUACAUUAAAUAACGUGACUUGACGAACUUAUUUUAUUAGUUUCACAGUACAGUAUGGUAUUCUAUUUCGUUUAGUUUGUAUAGAGCUUGUUUCACUCAUCUGAGUUCUUCAAAUUUGAGUUGUAAUCUAUGUUUAUGGUACUACGAUCAAUUGGUCCUCUUUGAUAAAGAAAUUAAUGCAAACGGAUACCGUCAUAGUCCCUGGGAGUAUUCUAAACGUUUCCAUUGUUCAUUUGAAUGGCAUUUGACACCUCAUAUGACGUUAUGACCUGUAUUAGGCGGACACCCUGUAUUAAGCGGACACUACAGCAUUCCCCGAGGGUGUCCGCUUAAUACAGGUUUCACUGUAUUUUUCUACCACGCGUAGCGGGAAUCAACCCCAUUUCAGUUCCUUUUGUUUUCUAAACUCUGACACUUACUAACACCUUUUCCUUGCAUAUGAAUGCCAUGCAAAACUGUAAAAAAUCAAUUAACUUAAUUGUUCAAUACAAAUAGAACCUCUUGUGAGUAGCUUCACAGUUACGCCUUGAGAUCUGAGAUAGCUAAGAGGAGUUUGUAACUUCAACGGAAAGAUUAAACCAUCGUCAACUGCCAAACUCUGGUUGUGUCACCUCUCUUCACGUAAUCCUAAAGUCUGUAGAAGUCUCCCUCUACAAAUGUUAUGUACAAAGUGGACUAUAACAUCAACCAUGCCAUCGCAGUCCACAUGCAUGAGAAUAAUGUGAUAGACUAGGGCAAUUGCGUCACAGUCCACAGAGAACAACACCAAAAAAUAUCAGGGGAUAUAGAAGCUCAGUCAUACCUACGACCCUCCACACUUUCGUAGAACAAAUCAAGCUGGAUGAUAAUGGGGAAAUCUGUUACACUGUGAGGAAAGAAAAGCGACAUGCGACAAAGAGACAAAUUGAAGAACACCAAAACAACCUAGCCAUUGCAAUGCGAACCACACAACUACUAUUUACCCAAAUGCAUACAGCUAUUUCGAGAAAGUUGUCGGAAAAUAUGCACGCGACUAUCCCCGAAAGGUAUUGUGGGUGGUCUUGAUUUCAGUGUUCUUCAAAGAAAUUUGAAAGAAUGGCACAAGAGGCCAUAGACGUAUGCUUGGGAGUGCUAAAGGAAAACAACAACAGUAAGUUCGACACUUAUGUCCAGAAAAGUUCAUGCAAUGGCGAAAAUGGCGAAAAAUCGCCAGCCCCCGACGAUUUGAAUUGAAUGCCAAAGUGGCCCCUUGGAGACUGGCGAUUUUGGCAAAAAUCGCCAGAGGGCUGGCGAUAAGUAUCAGUAUCAGUAUCAGUGUAUUGAUCACAUCCCAUAUUACCUUUCGGGAUAGUCGCGUGUCCAUUUUUUCCGACAACUUUUCCCGAGAUAGCUGUAUGUAUGUGACUGAAGGGUCGAAAAGUCUAACUGUUUUCUUUUAGGUAACUGCUUCAUAUAAGGAGAUACAUGAUGUGUAUAGGCUCCCAGUGGGCUUUAGGACCGUGCGUGUGGAGGGACCCAGAUUCCUCAUCAAUAACAUUCCUUUUUACUUUAAGGGAUUUGGUAAAAUACAGGAUAGUGAGGUAAGUGAUAAUCUUCUGUUUGGUCGUUAUUGUUUUAGUUCUCAAAUGGAUGUUUUCUUAAUGACAUGCUUUACGAAAGUAUCACUGAAAACAAAAAUUCACCGUGGAAAUUUAAGGGCUGGUUUAUUCCUAUGACGUAAGUACAAGCGCAUGCUCAGACGCAGUAACUUGUUGAAAAUGUGGGUCAAACUCGUUUCAGGGUCCCUCUCUUAAUUUUACUGAGGGGAAAGACCCUUUUUUUCUCGAGGAAGAGAGAGAGAUGACCCUGGAAACAAGGCUGCAUUAGGGCCUUUUAUCAUCGAAGAGCUCUUAUGAUUGACUGGCGUCAAUGCGUCUGUGAAUGCUCCCUUGCUUACGCUUACAUCGUAUAUGCGUAAACUAGAAAAUAGUCACUCAAAAUUUGCAAAAUUAUUUAUCCUUGACAUCAAAGGUUGCGGAAACAAAAAACUUGGAUACAUGACGUAAAAGUUCAGUGAUUUACAGAGUAGACCCUCCAAUUUAUGAGAUUUCCCUCAAAAGGAGGACUAAAAUACUUCUACUAUACUACUGUGGUCUCCCAAAUAACUGAUAAACUGUUUGUUAGAAUGCAUGUUUCGACAUAAUGUCUUAACGUUUUGGGACUGAAAUACUCCCACUAUACUACUGAGGUCUCCACAAUAACUGAUAAACUGUUUACUAGAAUGCAUGUAUAUAUUGUUACAAUGUCUCAACGUUUUGGCCAUAAAUAGAUCCGAGGUCGAGGCUUUGAUUACGUCACUUUGGUACGAGACUUCAAUCUGAUGAAGUGGUUUGGUGCCAAUGCCAUACGUACAACCAAGCACCCACCUCCAAAGGAACUUCUGGAGCUUACAGACAGACAUGGUAUUGUGGUUAUAGACGAGAGUCCUCCAGUGGGACCAAAGGAAAUUUUUAUGUACGUGAAAGUAAAAUUUUCACUCUUGUAGUAGCAAUUCUUUUGAAUCAACAUAACCGAUAUCAUAUAAUGCUGAAUUUUGCUAGACUGCAGAUACCUACCUCAGUCUUACACUGUCUGUCCUUAUGUACUUCAGAAUGCUUGCUAGAAAACAAUAAUGGCACCGUUUCCAUAAGUGUAACUCGGUGUCAUUUGUUGAAUGUUUUGAUUCUGUCAUUCGGUAGUUCAUCCAUUUACUAAACUGCUCAUUCAUUCAUUCAUUCAUAUAUUCACUCAUUGUUUUUAUUUUGUUCAUUUUUUCAUUCAUUCAUUCAUCCAUCUAUUCAUUCCGGAAAAUUACGUUUUUCCUAAUCUGCCAAAUUAGAAAGGAAAUUGACCAUCUAUGAUCGAUUCUUUCGCUCACUCGAGAAGUCCUUACACCAAAACACAGGGAAAGGAGACAGUGGAAAGACACUUUUCAAGAUCUUUACCUUCUCGUCUUCUAUGCGUUAACUGAUAAUUCGAAUUAAAUCCUCGUGUCUUUGCUAUCGUUGGCCGAUAGCUCAAUGAAAGUUUGGCUUAGGGGGGACCGGUCAUUAUUAAUCGCCUGGCGGGGGACGGAGGAUUUUAGGGGGGAUCACUUGAUUUUUAGGAGAACAAAACGGGGGAUCAAUCGUAACUUACAGCCCAAAAGGGGGAAUCACUGAAAACUUUGGAAGGAUUCAGGAGGGACCACUCAAAUUUGCUUCGAAAAUGAAGCCAUGAGGGGUGGGGGGGAAAUCGCGAAAGUCAUCAAAAGUUGUUAAGGGGGAUCACUUCAGUGAAGUAACAUUCAAAGGGGGGAUCAGCUAAAUUUCACCUUGUUUAGCCCCAAAUCCCCCCCCCCCCCCCGGCGAUAAAAAAUGACCGGUUCCUUAACAGGGAUUUUGUGUUUCUAGGGACGACAUAUCAGAUCACACCAUAAACCGACACCUCGACCUGCUAACGGAAUUGGUACAGCGGGACAAAAAUCACCCCUCGAUGAUUAUGUGGUCUAUUGCUAGUCAUCGGUGGGCGUGGCCGAGUGAAAAUAUGACGUCACACCUAAAGAAAAUGAUGGAGUUCACUAAGGAAAUAGACAUGCAAAAACGACCUGUAACAUACGUGGCGUCAUCGGAAGACAGAUGGUCAGUGGUUGAAGAUUCUGCGGUACGUUAAGCGCUAUUGACAACUUUAAUAGAGCUGCUUAAAAUGGUUAAUAUUCAAAAGUUUAUAGAGAAUGGACGUCAUAGUAGUCCAGUCUACCCGGCGUAGCAGGCUUUUCCGCUCGAGUUGUUGCGCGAAAAUUAGAGGGCGAAAGCGAAAAACAAGUGGACGCGUGAAAACGCUUGUUAAGUAUGAGAAAACAGCCAACAAUUAAGGACGCCACCAAUAGUUUCUCUGAGAAAUGACCUCCGAGGAACGAGCUCUGAAAUUCUAUACUGAGGACGUAUCACCACCCAGGUCCGGUUACUGGCACGCCAUCAGUAUAGAAUUUCUGUGCCCGCUCCUCAGAGGUGAUUCCGCGGGGAAACAAGUAGUGGCGUCUCGAAAUUUUGGCUGUUUUCUCAGACUAACGCUUGUUAUGCAGCGGUCUAAGUGCAUUGGUCUGUUAGUAACGCAUGGGCUUUCUAAUGUGUGAUACCCGUUUCCGGGAGACUUCAACAUAAAAAGAUAUGUAAGACAAAAAGAAGGCCCAUUAACUCCUUAGUUGGCCCAGGCUAUCCAGGGAACUUUACGGCAUUUGAACUGUGCUUUUGAGAAACAACCAAUGAUAUUUCGGUAAUAAUCACGGCCUUCUGUAAUCUUGUCCUCAGCUUGAAUUCUGUGAUGUAAUUUCUUUCAACCGUCAUUACGGCUGGUAUUGGUACCCAGGCCAGCCCGACUUAAUAGCCAAGUCGUUGGAAGAGGAUCUACGUGGCUUACAUAACGUGUUUAGUAAACCAGUGCUCAUGGCGGAGUAUGGGGGCAGCGCUGUAGCUGGAAAGCAUAAGGUGAACAGAAGCAGAGGAUAACAUAAUACAUUAGAGUGUUCUUCCUUUUGGUUGAAACGACAGUAGAGCUUCAUUUUCUGAAGAUGAUGCCGAAGGUCGGAUGAAGGAUAGAGAGCGGAAGCUCCACACGAAAAAUUAUUAUUUUAUCCACUAAAUAGUAUAUUACAAGUAAUCCCUUAUAUUCUUCGGGGAAGGAAGGACGGAAUGAAAUGAGAGAGUACUUGUGAAAAUUGACAACUUAGAAGGGAAAUAACAUUGUAUUCUCUCUGGGUGUCGCCUGGUCCCUCGUGAGCCUCGUGAUGGCACUUUUUCCUCCCCCAUGCGCGUUUUAGUUAGACAAUAAGUACUAAAUACCAUCCAGUCUCUGUCUUUAUUAUUUAUGCUAUUCAAAAGAUUUCUCAAGUUUAAAAAAUAAGGAGCACGUUGCGACUAAAUUGUCAUUGACAGUAUAAUAGCUAUUGGGAUAUAAUGAUUGUAUUUGAUUUUUAUAAUAGCUAUUGGGAUAUAAUGAUUGUAAAUGUGAACGUUUUUUCCCCCACAAGAGCUUACGAGCUCUCAAGAAAUCGUUCCAGAGCAUUCGUUCCUUGGUGAACUAGGAUGACUAGGAUUAGCACUGAACCGCCUCCCAUGUUGGUGAAGACGUGUGUUCUCUCCACUGCGCAACCCGUCAACCUUGAACAGAUCUAAGAGAGAAUGAGCGUUCCAACUUAUUGCGAGGAUAAAUAAUAAUAAGGAAAAAGAAACCACUCGUAGCUAACAGUAUUGCAGUUUUUACUUCGUCACUAAUCAGCACCAUUUUCUUUCCUGUUGCAGCAACCGUCUAUGAUUUACUCAGAAGAGUAUCAGGUAGUAAAAAACACCGGUCCAUGUUUUACUUGCGCCUCCACGAUUUGUGUUUUAGUAGAGUGUCUACGACGCAGGCAGGUAGUCUGAUAGCGUCCAGUGUGCUUGAUAAUCCCUUUCCUCACUAUCAUUAUCAUCUUUCGAAUUCUUGCUCUCCCAGCCACUACCAUCAAAUGUCAUCGCUAUCAUCACCUUAACAUCAUCAGUAGUGUGGUAGGGAUGUUUUACUCCUUUUUGGGGUAGGAAUCUCUUUUUCAUGAAUAAAAUGCGGAGGAAUCUAAUUAAGAUAAGGUCAUAUGCUAUUUUUAGAUGGUUUAACCGGUUUGACAGGGUUAAUAUCGAUGAAUGUCUUGCUUUUUGAAUGGUUGACUAAAAAAUAAGAAAAGUAUUUAUUGUUUGCUUCAUUCGAAGGAACAAGUGCUAACUCGCCCGUGACUCAAAAUCACUAAGCUAGAACGUAGUUAAGAGUUUUAUUUCCUGCCGCUUUCAUCGUCCACUGCAGACAACAAGUUGUUCUAGUUCCGGUUUACUGAUUCUUAACGGGCAAAUCGUGCUCUUUCUAGCACUCAGCACAAGUUCUUACUUACCAAAUCCCCCUUCCUCUCCUCCAAAAUUCAUUUUCCCCUCUUCCUUAUAUUCUUUAUAUUACCUCCACCACCACCACCACCACCACCACCACCACCACAUUGCUGUUAUUACAACUCACCCCCAGAAUCCACCGGCCAGCUCUUCUUACAGGGUUCUGAUCAGGAUCAUUAUAAGCCUUUUAGGAAAAACUGCCACCUACCCCUCGCUUAGCCCUUGUAAUAGGCCUGUCACGUUUGUCACACACGAACGUUUUGUCUUUCCGUUAUUUCUGUCGCCCCGUUUCGUAAGCUCACUAUUCAAGAAACUGGCCCCCGAACAAAAUCUUUACUGCACUGCCAACAGAAAUGACAAUUCAUAAAAGGUUUUUGUCUUUCUUCAGCCGGCAUAAAGUUCAUUUUGAUUUGUUUUAUUUUACAGGUGGAUACAAUGAAGAAAUAUUUUCCCGUCUUUGAUAAACUCAGAAAGGAGUUUUUGGUGGGAGAAAUGAUUUGGACCUUUACAGACUACAGCGUUCUGGAAUGUAAGUAAGACAGACAAUCAGUGUUAAUGGGUGAAAAGGAGGCCCGACGUUUUAAAAUUAUUCCUUUGUAAAGGAAAUUACUUUCUUUCAUUUAAAAGCAAUUUUUACUCAAAAAAAUAAUACUCACGAUAUUGGAUUUUUUUUCAGUAAUUAGUUUAGGCCCAGUCCACACGAAUAUAGAAACGAAUCGAUCGGCGCGCGCACACUACCGUUUUGAUGCGUUUUCGACGUUCCACACUAACACGUUCGACAACGAUAGAAUUGAAAGUUGUGACGUAAGUUGAACUCUAUGGGCAUGCUACAAACACACGCGCCUGCGAUAUUUUUGGUCAUCGUUUUUAUUUUGCGACCGUCAACACUAAUACGAUAUGUAUGCGUUUUCGUUUUGAUCCACUUUCAAGAGCGUUUUUAAAUCUAUGCGUUUUCGGUGAAACCGCGCAGCGUAUUAGUGUAGACGGAAGGCCUAAACGCUUCGUCCGUUGGUGCGGACGGGGCCUUGUGUCAGUAAUGAUUUAUUAUCAUAAUCAUUCAUGGAAAUCUGUGCAUGAACCAUCUUUCACUGCAAAAUUAAAGAUGAUCACUACAAAACUACGCAAAUUUCAAAUUCUCACACACAAGGAUAAGAUCCUGAUUAUGGGCUUAUUUAAAAAUUGUAAUUCAUAGGCAUCGGCCGGUAUGAAGCAAAACUUCACCGGAAAUUAAAGACUGACAACAAUGCUUACAAACAUCCCAUAGCCAUCAGAUUUGGAGAUUGAAUCAGUUUUUAUUUGGUUUUUCACUACUAUUUCAACUGACUUUGCUGACUUUGUCUUAAUUCAUUUACCUGCAUAGCCUCCGUGGCAGGCGUUCGAGAGAGAAGGGUAAAGGAAUUAGGGAGCGAGACCACGCGCGGAGGAGGAGGGAGGAGCCCCACACGCUCUCACGCGCCCAAAUUCCCCCUUCAGCCCCUACCCCUUCCCCUUUUAACGCCUGCCACGCAGGCAAUUACCUACACUGACCUGGGCAUGAAUUCAGCGGGGUGGUAGUUAUUCGUUUUGCGAUGUCUCGGUAACCUUGGAAAGCAAGGUCUAAAAGAUUGAUAGAGUUGCAAAUGUUUGUGUUUGGUUUAGCACUUACUAAAGCUUAUCAACCUAAAGUUGCAAUGUUUUGCGUCCUUUUUGUUCUCCUCAGCUUACAAUCCUAUGUCAGCUAACACAAAGGGGCUGUUAACUCGUCAGAGACAACCGAAGGCCUCGGCGCAUGCUCUACGACUGAGAUACCAAGCCUUAACCAUGGACGCACAUCCGAGAUUCACUGGUGACGAGUUACUGGACACGUUAAUAAGAUUUAAGCCUCGCCUUGGUACAGAAUACCCAAUCAUUUUUAAGAAUCGACAUCGACUGCCUGCUUUGAUUCGAGAGGAAAGAGUUAACACCACCAUCAGAAAACGCUCUGUUGACCAUAUCAUGGUUUUCUAUGAACCAUAAUUAGCCAUUCCUUCCCUACGAAUCCUGAUUUCAAAACUU
Porites evermanni is the source of this 12054-nucleotide messenger RNA. The record is from the annotation of a GenBank genome assembly. NCBI's taxonomy places the organism in Eukaryota, Metazoa, Cnidaria, Anthozoa, Scleractinia, Poritidae.